Panicum hallii is the source of this 2394-nucleotide messenger RNA. RefSeq names its product kelch domain-containing protein 2-like. The transcript is spliced from 10 exons. Gene Ontology annotation, molecular function: protein binding. The record is from RefSeq and is a predicted model, not a curated record. Bases 210 to 2087 code for a protein of 625 amino acids. NCBI's taxonomy places the organism in Eukaryota, Viridiplantae, Streptophyta, Magnoliopsida, Poales, Poaceae.
CUGGGACAUGAGUUGAGAGGCCCUAUCGUUUCAUGUCCACCUCACCUCCCCCGACUGAUUGACGUGUGAUGCCUCACUAGCCGAGGGCUGCUGCUUUGUGGCAAAUCGCAUCACCAACAGCGACGCCUGGUGUGACGCCCUGUGAAAACCCUCUCCUGAGAGGAACAGGAACCAGAACCAGAACCAGAGGGAGAAGCGGCGGCGGCGGGAUGGAGCGGCGGCGGAAGGCAAUGUGGCUGUACCCCAAGGUGGUCGGCUUCAACCCGCCGGAGAGGUGGGGGCACUCCGCCUGCUUCUUCGAGGGGGUCGUCUACGUCUUCGGGGGAUGCUGCGGCGGCCUGCACUUCAGCGACGUGCUCACGCUGAACGUGGAGACCAUGGCGUGGAGCUCCAUGGCCACGACGGGGCAGCGCCCGGGCACGCGGGACAGCCACGGCGCCGCCCUGGUGGGCCACCGGAUGCUCGUCUUCGGGGGCACCAACGGCGGCAAGAAGGUGAACGACCUCCACGUGCUGGACCUGCGCACCGGGGAGUGGACCCGCCCGCAGUGCAAGGGGGCGCCGCCGUCGCCGCGGGAGAGCCACACCGUCACCGUCGUCGGGGGCGACCGCCUCGUCGUGUUCGGCGGGAGCGGCGAGGGGGAGGGCAACUACCUCAGCGACGUGCACGUGCUGGACGUGCCCACCAUGACGUGGUCCACGCCGGAGGUCAAGGGCGACUACGCGCCGGCGCCCAGGGACAGCCACGGCGCCGUAGCCGUUGGCGGCAGGCUCUUCGUCUACGGCGGGGACUGUGGCGACCGGUACCAUGGCGAGGUGGACGUGCUCGACGUCGACACCAUGGCGUGGUCAAGGUUUCCAGUGAAGGGAGCAUCACCUGGUGUCAGGGCAGGUCAUGCAGCUAUCAGCGUUGGUUCUAAGGUCUAUAUUAUUGGAGGAGUUGGUGAUAAACAAUAUUACAGUGAUGUCUGGGUUCUUGAUGUCGCAAACCGUUCGUGGAGCCAGCUUGAGGUAUGUGGGCAGCAACCACAGGGACGGUUUUCUCAUACGGCAGUAGCCAUGAAUACUGACAUUGCAAUCUAUGGAGGAUGUGGUGAAGAUGAACGUCCCCUGAAUGAACUUCUCAUUCUGCAAUUGGGCUCUGAGCAUCCAAAUGGCCGCUACAACAUUUCAAUGUGCAAGGUUCUUAGCAACCACUGGAGCCAGGAGAAGAGAAAAUUUCUGAGAUCAGAAACUCAGAAAGAUGCGAGUGUAAGCAAUGGAGAAAUGGUUCAGAAAGCUCGAGAAGCAGAAAUCGAGCAAAGAAACCCGUUCCUGCGUGGCCUUGAGAAUGGCCAUGUGAAACGAAGAAAAACAGGUGAAGCUCGCCCAAGUGAACCUGAGUCAGAGCAAGAGGAGCACUCACUGUCUCUUUCCCAACAUUCUUCACCGUCACAGUCUGAUCAGGAGCAGAAUGGAGCUCACAAGCUUUCAGCCUCUCCCAACACGUCAGUUUCAGCCCUGCAACCAUUCGUCCGCCUCAAUGCCAAUGGCACGCUGAGGGCUCCUGGAGGUGCCAAUGGCACACUGAGGGCUCCUGGACCUGGAGGUGUUUCGUCGAGGUCUCUGAAGACUGACCAGUUUCUCCGCACCAUGGCACCACAACAUCAGCAGGAAGUGCAGUUCCUUUCAUCAGAUCACAAACCGCAGCCCCGGCCUCCCGGCCCACCCCCUAUUGGCGCAGAGGUUCAUGGGACGAUUGACGGAGCAUUCGACUCAGGGUACCUCAUGACCGCUGUGGUGAAUGGUCAACUCUUUAGAGGCGUCCUCUUUGCUCCUGGACCUGGAGUGACGGCUCCGAGACCGGCAGUGCACCACCAGAUCCUGUCGAGCUCGGCCGUGCCUCCCCAGCAGCGGCCACUGCUGGCACACGCCAUCCCGGUCCACGCCCGGCCGGUGCCACGGGCGACGGGCUUCGUGCUGCCGGAUUGCGCCCACCACGCGCGGCAAGGGUUCCCAGCGAAGGCCGUCAAGUCCGAGCCAGAGCGGGGCAGCAGCGACCUGCACGACGUUGUGCUCACGCUGGGAGGGCCUGGAGGGGGAAAGUGAGCCCCCUCCCUGAAAGUAGCCCCGAACGGCUGAAAAUCCAGGCGUGAUGUUUGUCUCUUGGCUUUCUUUGUAAAUUAGACACUCUGGUUGAGAAGAAUAAGACUAACAGCUUUAUGUAAUCUUUCCCGGGUGAUUUUAGGGUUCUUUGAUCUGUGAUUUUUACAUAUGAAUAUAGUGUUAGCUUAAUGCAUCUAGUUUUGCUUUGAGCAAUUGGUGUUGUGAGCUUCCCUGGACUUAAUCAUGUAACCAUUUUUGUCUACUCAAAGUAGCAUAAAUACUGCUGCUGUCACGGGUACAGUUUACAUGA